Colletes gigas is the source of this 2930-nucleotide messenger RNA. Its product is annotated as 5'-3' exonuclease PLD3-like. NCBI's taxonomy places the organism in Eukaryota, Metazoa, Arthropoda, Insecta, Hymenoptera, Colletidae. The transcript is spliced from 12 exons. Bases 122 to 2080 code for a protein of 652 amino acids. The record is from RefSeq and is a predicted model, not a curated record. Gene Ontology annotation, molecular function: catalytic activity.
UGUGCUCGAUGAGACUCGAUGUUCUUCGACUUCGUUCGACUCCGGUAGAUGUGUUCUGAAGAACGCUACAAACUGUGAAAAAGCAUCGAAUCGGUUUAAGGAAAAGAGCGGAUCCAUCGAAAUGUCGUUCUUCGGAUGGAGAAGUGGCGGCCGUUCCGAAAACUCUGAACACACGGGACGCAACUUGCAGGAUGGCCUCUUUCAAAUCGCCUCUCAGGCUUGCCAUAUAUUGGUGCAAGUGAACAAUACGCACAACGUUUCCUACGGCGGCAGCAACAACGUGAGAAAUAUCGCGUACUCGAAGUGUUCCACCAAAGAUGGUGACUCGAUAGGGCUCGCCGGUUGUUCGGUAAACAGAGGCGCAGCCUCGACGGUCAAGUCUUACACAAAAUACACGAAGGAACGUAGGAAGGAUCAGGACGUGGUCGUUCUUUUGCCGCACCGGAAGAACAGAACCGCCCUCGUCAAGCACAAAUUAUCCACAGUCUCCGAAAACGCGCGUCUGGAAGUGAAUCCUUCGGGCUGCGCUGGCGGGGGCGGCGGUAACAGUGUCCCCGACGAUGAUUUCGAGUUAUGGGAUCAAUCAGGUUUUAUGUUGAGGAGCGACGCGGACGACUCGAUGGGGCACGGAAAAUGGGGAGGAGCUCAAGGAUGGUGCAAGCCCAGUUGUAUUCCAAUCACGGUCAUCCUAAUUUUAAUAGUGCUGGUUGUUUUGCUGCCGUUGCUGGACCACGCGGCGGACAAGUACGCGUCGAACGGCAGCAACGCGGGCUUCGAUUCGAGCUGCAUGAACGGCUGCAAUUUAUCGCUGGUAGAAAGUAUACCGAUCGGGAUGAAUUACACGGACAAUAACAUGAUCCUCGAGAGCACUUACGACUCUUGGGUGAAAUUGAUCUCGUUAGCGCGGGAGAAAAUAGAAAUAGCGUCGCUUUAUUGGACCCUGAGAAGAGAAGACGUGUAUCCGGACGACAGCGCGAGACAGGGCGAGGAGAUUUUUCGGAUGAUGAUAGAGGCUGGCAGGGAUCGGAACAUUGCUCUAAAUAUCGCGCAAAACAUGCCGUCGCAAGCUCGCCCGAACGAUGACACGGAAAUUUUGGCGCGAAAAGCGAACGCUAAGGUGAGAAGCUUAAACUUCGCCGGAUUGCUCGGUGGCGGUGUACUUCACACGAAAUUAUGGCUCGUUGACAGAACCCACGUGUACGUCGGUUCAGCGAACAUGGACUGGCGAUCUCUGUCGCAGGUGAAAGAGCUGGGUCUGCUAGCUCUGAACUGCAGCUGUCUGGCGAACGAUUACGCGAAAAUUUUCGACGUGUACUGGACAGUCGCGGAAGAUAAUAAAGUGCCGUCCGUUUGGCCAGAUUCGUUCAACACGAAGAUCAAUCUGGACAAUCCAAUGACUUUCACCUUCAUGAACAAUAGGUAUCGGACUUUCAUCGCGAGCUCGCCGCCGCCAUUUUCGCCGAAGGGUAGGACCAACGACGUCGACGCCAUUCUGAAUUGUAUCGAGAAAGCAGAGAAAUUUAUUUAUAUCGCGGUAAUGGACUAUUUUCCUCUGACUAUAUACACCGCUAAAAUCAAGUAUUGGCCAAUCAUUGACGACGCAUUGAGAACCGCGGCCAUCGAACGCAGGGUUCACAUACGUCUGUUGAUCUCAUCUUGGAAGCACUCGAGGAAGUCUGAGGUCGCCUUUCUGAAAUCGCUGGUCGAGUUGACGGACAGUUACGCGGGCGUUAAAAUUGAAGUGAGAAGGUUCGUGGUGCCUACCGAUCCGGAGUUGGACAAGAUACCGUUCGCCAGGGUGAACCAUAACAAGUACAUGGUGACGGACGUGGCCGCCUACAUAGGAACCAGCAACUGGUCCGGCGAUUACUUCACAAACACUGGAGGUAUAGGCACGAUAUUCGAGACCGUGGGCGAGCAAACGCCGGACAACCUCAGGCAGCAACUGGAGAACAUUUUCCACCGCGACUGGUAUUCCGAAUACUCGUACGCUCUGAAUGGAAGUUUACCGAUCGUCGAAAGACCAACAAACAUGAUCGACGAUCACUACUCGCGAUCGACUCGCUACGUAUUAGCGUGACAACGUCUAUGCCGUCGUCAACGAGGAAAAUGAAAAUCCCGUCUGGUCGAUUAGCAUCUGGACGAAGUUCUCGAACGUUGCGUCUCUCGUCAUUCGCAAACUUUUAAUGAUUCUUUUUUUUUCUUUUUUACUUCUACGAAACACUUGGUCGGAUUGUUCGUGCUCGGCAAAUAUCUGAGACGAGCGUGUUUUGUUUGUUCCGGCCGGGCCGCGCGCGUGCACAAACACACGGAGAGACACGGCAAACGGGGCGCGUCUUCCUUCCAUGUUUUCUCCGCCGCGCCGUUUCGUUUCGUCGCUUCGACGUCGCGCCAUCUCCGUCCGACAGCCGCGAGAGACGUACACGCGCGAAAUCCUAGGCCUACGCGAAUAAUAUUACAUAAUGGACGUCCGUGUGCCUUGCCACAAGUGCCCUUGCAAAUGUUUUCUAAGAGAGAUCUCGCCUCGAGACGAGUGUACAUCGUUCCGUCCGUAACCAACGCGGUAAACCGACGACUCCGUAGACCGGUGCUAAAGAUCGUAGUAAUUAGCACACCGACAGGAUUCUACGUCCAUGGUAAACAAGAGCGUUUCGAUUUUAGUUGAUCGUGAACUAGAAAUUUAAACAAAGAAGUUACAAUAUACAACUACCGACAGAAUUAUUUGUACCACUUCCGUAUAUCUUCGUUUAGAACGUCUUAUUCGUCUAUAUACAAAAUUAAUAACACUAUAUACAAAAUCGUGGUUUAGACACGCUAGUGUUGAUGGUUUAGGAAUACAAUUAGUAGUAUGUUAUAAGUUUCGUUCCAUUUAUAUAUACAGGGUGCUAGAGGCAAAAAUAAGACGAAAAUCAAGAAUAUCAAUUUCUUGA